This is a messenger RNA of Capsicum annuum, 2837 nucleotides long. RefSeq lists its product as uncharacterized. The coding region runs from base 1084 to 2472 and encodes 462 amino acids. The transcript has 15 exons. The record is from RefSeq and is a predicted model, not a curated record. NCBI's taxonomy places the organism in Eukaryota, Viridiplantae, Streptophyta, Magnoliopsida, Solanales, Solanaceae.
AUUCCACUACUAUACCCAUCCCCUUAAAGAACAUCAUUUGAACACUCCAAAUUUAUUAACAAAUCGGUGUGUGUGACACUAAUAAAAACAACCAAAGUACUACAUCAUUUUCCUCGUAAAAUCCAAUUAAACGUUGCUGUUUCUGUGUUCUUUUUUGGUUCAAACUUCCAAAGAUUCCACCUUUUUUGCCUUUUUUUCAAUACCCACAAUUUUUCUCCGCAUGGUUUUCUUGAAAAUCUGGUCUUCUUACACUUCGUUUGAGGUUGUUCUUUGACACCCAUUUCUUGUUUUUGUAAAAUUUGAAGUGGGGUUGUGAGAAAGAUUGGAUUUUUGGUGUUCUUUUUGCACUUUGUUUAAGGUUGUUCUUUGAUUCCCAUAUCUUGUUUUUGUAAAAUUUGAAGUGGGGUUGUGAGAAAGAUUGGAUUUUUGGUGUUCUUUUUGCACUUUGUUUAAGGUUGUUCUUUGAUGCCCAUAUCUUGUUUUUGUAAAAUUUGAAGUGGGGUUGUGAAAAGAUUGGAAUUUUGGUGUUCUUUUUGCACUUUGUUUAAGGUUGUUCUUUGAUGCCCAUAUCUUGUUUUUGACAAUUUUGAAGUUGGGUUGUGAAAAGAUUGGAAUUUUGGUGUUCUUUUUGCACUUUGGUUAAGGUUGUUCUUUGAUGCCCAUAUCUUGUUUUUGACAAUUUUGAAGUUGGGUUGUGAGAAAGAUUAGAUUAUUGGUGUUCUUUUACACUUUGUUUAAGGUUGUUCUUUGAUACCCAUAUCUUGUUUUUGACAAUUUUGAAGUUGGGUUGUGAGAAAGAUUGGAUUUUUCGUGUUUUUUUACACCUUGUUUAAGGUUUGUUUUUCACACCAAUUUCUUGUUUUUGACAAUUUUGAAGUUGGGUCGUGAGAAAGAUUGGAUUUUUGGUGUUCUUUUUGCACUUUGUUUAAGGUUGUUCUUUGAUACCCAUAUCUUGUUUUUGACAAUUCUGAAGUUGGGUUGUGAGAAAGAUUGGAUUUUUGGUGUUUUUUUACACCUUGUUUAAGUUGGGGUUGUGAAAAAGAUUGGAUUUUUGGUGUCUUUUUGGUUUCUUGAAAAAAAAAAAUGAUGGGGAGUGGAAGAAGAGUGUUGAAGUCUUUGCAAGCAGUGGUAGCUCAUGGACUGCUCUUUUGUUUCACUUUGCUACUUGUUCUCAAGCUUGAUCAUGCCCUUCAUCAUUCUUGGUGGGUUGUUUUCGUUCCACUUUGGUUGUUUCAUGUGGUUGUAGCAAGAGGCAGAUUCUCAUUACCUGCUCCAGCAAUGCCUCAUGAUCGACAUUGGGCCCCAUUUCAUGCUGCCGUGGCGACACCGCUGCUUGUUGCUUUUGAACUACUUCUUUGUUGUUAUCUCGACGGCACCUAUGCUCCAAAUUUGAAGAUUGUGUUCGUACCUGUGGUAGCAUUUGAAAUUGCUAUCUUGGUUGAUAAUGUUAGAAUGUGCCGGACUCUGAUGCCUGGAGAUGACGAAACCAUGACUGAUGAGGCUAUAUGGGCAACCCUUCCUCACUUCUGGGUUGCAAUCGCUAUGGUCUUCUUCUUAGCAGCAACAGCAUUUACUAUUCUGAAGCUUUGUGGAGAUGUUGAUGCUCUUGGGUGGUGGGAUUUAUUCAUUAAUUACGGUGUCGCACAAUGCUUUGCCUUUAUUAUCUGCACAAAAUGGUACAACCCCGUAAUUCACACACACUCAAGUCUACGUAAUAUACCGAGCUCGUCAACAUCAAGCAUGCAAUAUCUUAACUGGAGCAGUGGAUUUUUGGCAUCUUUGAAUGACGAUGAUCAACAGGGUGGAUUAUGCAGUUUGCAGGACAUUGGUAGUCAUGUGAUGAAAAUUCCUAUUGUUUGUUUCGAGUUAUUGCUUUUUAUGCGCUUAGCGGGGACCCCACCAAGUGCUAGAUUUAUCCCGAUUCCCGCUCUGUUUAUUCCUCUUUUCCUACUUCAAGGAGCUGGUCUUUUGUUCUCUAUUUAUAGACUCGUGGAAAGAAUUAUUCUUCUUGUAGAUGGUGAAACUGGUGUCAGAAACUAUUUUAGGAUUUCUUCUGUCAUUCGUGAUUCUUUCAGUUUCACGCGUCACGGGACAAGGUUGUUAGGUUGGUGGUCGAUUGACGAAGGAAGCCAUGAAGAACAAGCUCAUCUGUAUUAUGCUGGGACAUCAGGGUACAACACUUUCUCACCUGAUACUGUAAGGAAACUGCCUAAAGCGAAGCUUGUUGAAGAGAUAUGGAGACUACGAGCAGCACUUAGUGAGCAAUCAGAGAUCACACAGUCAAAACAGGACGAGUUCGAAAGACUUCAAAAUGAAAAAAUUCUAUGUAGAAUUUGCUUCGAGGAACAGAUAAAUGUUAUCCUCCUUCCUUGUAGGCAUCACGUCCUUUGCAGCACCUGUUGUGACAAGUGCAAGAAGUGUCCCAUCUGCCGCGUGUUUAUAGAAGCUCGUUUACCUGUAAAUGAUGUGUAGUUACUUCUAUCAGCAAGAACCUUAGCUUCUCUCGAGCUUGUCCUGGCGAUCAGACGAACAAUUUAGAUGGCGAAUGAGGUUUUAUCGAGUCAUGUCAUCGCCGAUUUUUGUACGUGUACUAGUCUGAAUCGAGUUCUCUCUCUAUCUUGUGAACUGUGAAUAUCAUCCACAAGGUUAAUGUAAUUCUGGCAAUAGAUACUGUAAAGCAUUAGUUAUUAUCAGCUCUGUGCAUAUUGUCUCUGAUCUAUCAAAUGUGUGUUGGCAUUUGACAUCUUUGCUAAUUGUACUAUGAAAUUGUAAAUUACUGUCCAUUUAUAAUUUUGGGUGACAGGAAAAGCACAAAUAUAUAGAUGUUACAUUGGGUA